AUGAAUCAGCGUCCUUCUAGUCGUCCAAAAGCUUCCUUGUAUGUUGGAGACAUACACCAACAUGUUACCGAGGCAAUGCUCUACAACCACUUCAGUCCCGCCGGGACCAUCCACUCUAUCCGCGUCUGCAGAGACAGGGUCAACAAGCGCUCUCUGGGUUAUGCCUAUGUCAACUUCAAGAGGUCAGUGGAUGCCGAGCACGCCUUAGAUUUCUUGAAUUUUAAACUGACUGAUGGCUCUCCGAUUCGUGUAACUUGGGCCCACCAGCGCGACCCGACCCUGACAAAGAGCGGUGUGGGUAAAGUCUUUAUUAAGAACCUGGACACGUCAAUAGAUAACGAAAAUCUAUACGACACCUUCUCUGGCUUCGGCAAAAUCUUGUCGAGCAAGAUUGCAUGUGGUAACAAUGGCUCAAAGGGCUAUGGUUUUGUUCAAUUUGAGACCGCGGAGGCUGCCGAGAAAUCUAUAGAAAGAUUGGACGGUAUGCUGUUUAAUGACAGAAAAGCAUUUGUGGGCCGCUUCAAAUCUCGCAAGGAGCGCCAAGCUGAGCGCUUUUGUUCAUGCGCAAAGUUCACCAAUAUCUACAUCAAGAACUUUGGACAGGAUGUGGAUGAGCAGAAGCUGACAGAGGUGUUCAGCAAGUAUGGAAAGAUCACGAGCGUCUGUGUCAUGAAGGAUGAGAAUGGCAAGUCCCGAGGGUUCGGCUUUGUGAACUUUGAGAGGCACGAGGAUGCGCAAAAAGCUGUGGAUGACAUGAAAGGAAUGCAAAUUAGCGGCAAGCUGAUCUAUGUUGGCCGCGCCCAGAAGAGGUUAGAGCGUCAGUCCAAGCUCAAGCGUUGGUUCCAGCAGAACCAGGCUCGCAUGACAUGCCCUUCUAAGCAGCAGCAGCACAUGAGUGCCCAGAUCCACUCCAAGACCAAAGCCCAGGUCAAGGUCCAGACCCUGACCCAGGAAAAUGCCCAGGUCGAGACCCAGCCUAAGGUCCAUGUCUGGACCCAUCCUCAGGCCCAAGUCCAGACCCAGCGUCAGGUCCAAGUAAAGGUCCAGACCCAGUCUCAGGCCCAAGUCCAGCGGGUCCAGACCCAGCCUCAGGUCCAGAUCCAUACCCAGCCUCAGGUCCAGACCCUGCCUCAGGGCCAAGUCGAGCAGGACCUGACCCAGCCUCUGGUCCAUCUCCUGACUAAUACCCAGGUCCAGACCCUGCCUCAGGCUAAUGUCCAGACCCAGCUUCAGGCCCAGAUCCAGACCGGGACCCAGGUCCUGACCCAUGACUUCACCCUGGCUUUGGUGUCUAUGCAGCAGGUGUAA
Messenger RNA from Osmerus eperlanus (European smelt), 1308 nucleotides. RefSeq names its product polyadenylate-binding protein 1-like. Gene Ontology annotation, molecular function: RNA binding. The transcript has 2 exons. Gene Ontology annotation, cellular component: ribonucleoprotein complex. The coding region runs from base 1 to 1308 and encodes 435 amino acids. NCBI's taxonomy places the organism in Eukaryota, Metazoa, Chordata, Actinopteri, Osmeriformes, Osmeridae. The record is from RefSeq and is a predicted model, not a curated record.